ACAACAGUGACGUUUCUCUGUGAUGUUUGGUCUGCAAAACACUCUGCAUGCCCGGUGUUUUAAUUUCAAAAUUUAGUUUAAAAUUUUCAUCAUAAAAAUCAAGCAAUGCCUGCCGAAGGACACCAACCCGAAGUAACGAAAGAAAAAGUGCCCUGCCGGACGUGUACGGACUUUAAAUCAUGGUCCAAAAUGCAGCGGAAAGCGCUUUCCACGAGUGCAAAACCACCCUCGUCCGAAGUGACGACACCCAAAACUGUCGAUACACCUCCCCCACCGGAACCAAGUGGGCCCCCAAAGCACUGCCCCCUGGAUAAGGAACGGCUCGGGCGACACACGUGGGGCCUCCUGCACACUAUGGCUGCCUACUAUCCGGAUGAGCCCUCCCCGCAGGAUCGGACCAACGUGCAGAAGUUUUUCGAAGCAUUUGCCAAGGUGUACCCCUGCGAGUACUGCGCCAAGGAUUUCCAAAAAGAGCUAAAGGAUUCGCCUCCGGAAGUCAAAUCACAACACACACUGUCCCAGUGGCUGUGUCGGAUGCACAACCGGGUCAACGUAAAAAUAGGAAAACCCGAAUUCGACUGUUCCAAAGUGAACGAGCGCUGGCGGGAUGGGCCGGCGGAUGGUUCCUGUGAUUGACUAAUAUAGUUAUAAACCAGCUACUUUGUUAUGGAGCAGCGUGAUGUACAGAAUGGUGGGCAAACGAAACGGCCAAGAUCGCUUGAACCUCCGAGAGAUGCAAUCAACCUGAAUAGUAUUGAAAAUACAAAUUGUUUGGUGUUAAUUUA
Messenger RNA from Aedes albopictus (Asian tiger mosquito), 785 nucleotides. It is a transcript of the gene Alr, whose product is annotated as FAD-linked sulfhydryl oxidase ALR. Lineage: Eukaryota; Metazoa; Arthropoda; Insecta; Diptera; Culicidae. The transcript is spliced from 2 exons. The coding region runs from base 106 to 636 and encodes 176 amino acids. Gene Ontology annotation, cellular component: mitochondrion. The record is from RefSeq and is a predicted model, not a curated record. Gene Ontology annotation, molecular function: flavin-dependent sulfhydryl oxidase activity; flavin adenine dinucleotide binding.